AUGAUCAGCUUUGAAGCGGGACAAGCCCAGACAUCAACUCCUUCCGCCCUAAAGAAUUUAAAAAUUUUUCUCUCCUCUCUCUCUCUCUCUCUCUCUCUCUCUCUCUCUCUCUCUCUCUCUCUCUCUCUCUCUCUCUCUCUCUCUCUCUCUCUCUCAAUUGCUCGUCAUGACAAGGCUCCAUGCAUGCAAGCAGAUGGAGGAUGGUGGCGGACACUCGCUCUUCCCCCACCCACCCUCGCCGGCGCCCGUCCCCAAAGCACACGCCGCCCGACCAGCACAUGCCCUCUUGUUGAUGAGGAUACAACUCACACAUUGUCAUCAACCCCGGUCGAAUUGGUCUCCAAUCUGACCGAGGCUGCCAGGCCACGCACCGCCAUGAACGCUGAAUCGGCGCUUGCCCGGCCUGCCAACUCGACCAUGGCCGUCACUGCCACUUUGGAAUCAGAGUACGGCGUCAUCGAUAAAGAAGGCUUUGUCGAGACAGACUCCCAACCCACGUCCUGCCCGAGUCGAGACUCUGGUUUUCCCGACAACGAUGACAACAACGCUCUCCCCGUCUCGGCCUACCUGCACCCCGCCAUCUCCCGCCAACGUGCUGAACGCCUACUCGCCGCCCGCCGACCCGUCAACGAUGGUCGCUUCCUCAUCCGCAUCAAAGCCACCAACAACGUUUCAUACUCGCUGCGAGCCCUGGAAAACGGGCGCACCAUGAUCCUUGCCAAAUACUCUCGCGGCGGCAGUUCUCCUGCCCUGAUCACUGCCUGUCCCCACCCCCAUCCGUGCUCUAGCAAUGGCUCCCUCCGUGGAGCUCCCGCAGCUUCAAACACCCCUCUCACCUCACUUCUCCCAACACCCAAGCGUCAUGCCUCCUUCAGUGCCGCCGUGACCCAACUCUAUCAAACAGCUCGCUCCAGUUCACAGCUCAGCCUCCUCGCUGAGGAGCCUGAGGACGAAGAUGCUGGAGACGCACCAGCCCCGAUCAAGGGUCCCCGCGGCUCCGUAUGCAGCCUAAUGUCCGUGGCUCUUGAAACCACCACACCCGUCACCACGCGCCGCGUCUCGCACAUGGGAGGCCUUGGCCGCGCCGUCUGUUCCCAGCCCCCGCGCCUGGGAAUGGUCAGCGAGAAUGGUAGUGACGAGCAAGCCACCGGCUUUGAAGUCUUGGCGCUUGACGAUCUCGAAGCCCCCCAACAGUUUGUCUUGUCUCUGGUACACAAGGCGCGCAUGUCCCACCACCUGCUGGCACGCGCUCGCCCUGGUGACAACUUCAAGCUCAAUGACCUCCCGCUGCCCUGCUACUCCCUCGAGCAAGUCGUUCAACACCUCUCCUCCCCGCAACCCAAGUGGCCUGUCGUUCUCACCGAACCCGUGGCGGCUCCCGAGGUAUGCGCGCGCCCCAUGAAAGAAAACGCUUCCGCUCAACCUGAGCUGGACACUGAGAACCUGCAACACGAGGCCAAGAUUCUACUCGGCCAGGGUUACCAUCGCAGCGCUUUGCACUGUUUGAGCAAGAUCAUCAAUGCCUUACAAGGCGAACUGGAGAUCAGCGAAGAGCAGGACCACUCCACGGCUGAGAAGGAGCACCAGCUGGCACAAACCUUUAACAUGCGCUCAUUUGCACACUAUGGCCUCAUGGACUAUAGUGCCGCCGCCCAGGAUGCCUAUCAAGCCGUGCAGCUUGAACCAGCGUGGUGGCGUCCUCACUACAGUCGUGGCAUGGCCCUGAAAAAAAUAAAUGACCUCGAUGGAGCUGCGCGCUCCUACAAACAAGCCCUCGCCGUUCUUCCCCGCAAUCACCCACGGGAGGCACAGUGUCAAAGAGCCUUGGACGAGGUUGGCAAGCGCCGGGAUGAAACGCUGCAGCUACAGUCGCGCCAGAGCCAGUUGGCCAUUCGCCAGCAUCGUGCUGGUGAACAAAACUCCAACUUUCACCCCGACCUCAGCGACCUAGCCGCCUGGUACCUGAUGCGGCGGCGCCAAAGCGUGGGCAAUGACGGCUGCCCUGCUGAUUUGCACCGUGAGAUUGCCGAGCGCCUCGAGGCUGCUGGUUUUUUGGAUGAUGAGCUUGCCACGCUGGGCGUGGGCGAAAACACCAUUGUUCAACUUGAUCAGCUUCGUUGGGAGGCCCCGCUUCAGGAGGAGGUGGGUCAGGAACAACGCCAGCUUGAACAGCUCCAUCGCGAGCGCCUGGCUCCCCGCGAGCGCUGGCGUGGCAGUCAAAAGCAGCAGCUCAAGUCGUGGCAAGAGUGGUACUACCUCCGACUGCAGCGACCAUUGCCGGACACCCCCACCCGUGCUGUGGAGGCUACCACGCGCAUCUUCUCGUGGGCCUUGACUGUGGCCCAUAUGAUCAACAGCUUCCUCAACUUGGAGGCCUUCCAAAGCCGCCGCCUGACGGUGCAUGUGGCUACCACACACCCGUUGGCUGGUAUCGCCGUGUUGGAGUUGGCGGCGCUCCUGCCCGAAGUUGGCGCGCUCGACCUCUGGCAAGUAGUUGAAAGCCGCGAUGCGGCCUGCGUAUUGCUGGAUGACACCUUGCCCGGCGCUGCCGACCUUCCCGUCCAACACCUUCGCCAUAUUCAAAUGCCCGGCAUGUAUGAAGCCUCUGCACACCUUCUACCGCGCCCAGACGUCCUAUUGGUCAUGCAGGAGGAUGGUUCGGGACUGGAUCGCGUGUUGACGGCCGGGAUGGAGGACGUGGUAGAUGAUUUGCACCGCAAGAACAUUCCUCUCCUUUUCACACAGACCUCAGGCGAAGCACACCAGCAAGUGCGCCAAUGGGUUCAGAACAUGCUCUUAACGCCAUUGACUCGAUACACCGGGGCCAACCCUUUUGCUUCGCUUACGGCGUUGAACGACGAUACAAGCAGUGACACGUUAUCCCUAACAAGCUUCGAGUCCACGGGCACCUCGCUGAGCGCGGCGUCGACGGGCUCACGGCAGGUUGGCCCAGCCAAUGGCUACCAGAUUCUCAUUCCAGGUUUGCAGCGCUGA
Messenger RNA from Monosiga brevicollis MX1, 2994 nucleotides. RefSeq lists its product as uncharacterized. Bases 1 to 2994 code for a protein of 997 amino acids. Gene Ontology annotation, molecular function: protein binding. The transcript is spliced from 10 exons. The record is from RefSeq and is a predicted model, not a curated record. Lineage: Eukaryota; Choanoflagellata; Craspedida; Salpingoecidae.